CGUCUGUGCAGGUUUGUGUAGUGGGGAGGGUUCAUUUUGCUGAGUUAUUCAACAGCUAAUGCGAAGAACUCCAGUAUUCCUGCAUCGUCCACGCUCUCGACAAUGAAGCCCGCCGUCAAAAAGGUCGUGAGAAAUGCCCCUUCGGGCCCCAAGACAAAGACGAAAGUGGCCAAGUCGGAGGAGAAACGACAGCAAGCGGCAAAAACCGUGAAAAAUUCUCCGGCUGGCAGAAAAAAAGCACCCUCCCAGCUGCCCAGGCAGGGUGUUACCCAACUCUCCUCCCAUGCUGCCGCCACCGACUGUCACGCGGCGGCGGAGGCGGGGAAGGUGGUGCCUUCGGCCAGGGGAUUGCGCGGUGGCGUGCGGCCACCGAGUGCCAGAGGUCUUAACCACCAUGGGAUUACAGUGAUGGAUCAGAGUUGGCUGCACGGUGCUAAAGAGUCGUCAAAUAUCGAUCAGGGGCUAAGCCAGACGAUUACAGACAGAGCCGAAAAAUCUGGGAACCACAUCGUUGAAAAGGAGGACGGUACCAACAGCACCAGCCACCAGGUGUCACCGUCAAAAACCCACACAGUGAGAGAAUUGCUUGUGGAGCUCAAAUCCUUGCUCACAGGACAAGGAGAGAAAGUAGCACGCCUGGUGAAAGAGCUGGAAGAAAAGGUCCCAACCUUGCCGUCAGCAGUGAGCGGUGUUGCCACCCAGGCUGACAUCGCUUUGGCCUUGCUGCCUCUACGCAGUGAGAACAUCCAUUUGCGAAGAAAAACAAAAGAGAUGAAUGAAGAACUGAGACGACAUGAAAGACAACCGAAUGCAACAACAGCAGCAUCGGACAUGAAAGGAUUAGCCCUUCAUGAAAAAAACUCAUUUCUGCAAAAGCAACUGCAAGAGAGCCGGAAGCAAGCGGAGCAGCUGGAGAAGGAAAAAUGGGGCCUACACGAGGCACUGCAGCAGCAAAGCGAAGAGCACGACAGGGCAGCACAGAAACUGCAAGAGCGCGAGAGGAAUUUCCUUUGCCAAAAGCAGCAGCUGGAAAUUGAGCUAAGGCGUGCAGAGUCAGACCUGACAGACGUUCAUAUCAGCGUACAGAACCUGCACGAGCAGCUGGAGGCUUCUGAUCGAGAAAAGCAGAUCCUGCAAAUGAGCUUGAAAGGGAAAGAAUUUGAGAUGACGAGGAUGCAAGACAUGAUAAGGGCCCUGCAGCAUAAAAUGUCUCUCCUUUUGUUUGACUUGGAUGUAAACACUGUCCGAAGUAAAUGUACACAUCAAGACAACGACCAUUCAACUUGGCGUCUUCCAGAACAUGAACAUACCUCUUACUUAUCCAUAGCAAUAGGUACAAAUGAUAACUCGAGUAAUAAUGGUGGUUUGGUCCAAAGGAGUGAUUCAACUGAAAUCAAACAAUUUGUUAACAAUGAAGGAAAUGAUGCUACUAAAGGAGCUACAUGCAAUAAAGGACACCCAUCUCGACAAAAGGAAGUUUGUAAGCUUUUUCACAUUCCAAACUCUCCAGCUUUGCUGAUAGAAACAAUGGUUCCUGAAAGGGACAGUGGUGUUGCAGUUGAAGAAAAAGAACAAACGUACAAAUCUCCAACAACCAACGCGAUAAGUGUGAACGAACGCCAUCGAAUGGAGGACAGUGGCCUCUUUACCCCAUCUGGACCCAGGGUGAUCCGUAAUUCAUUGAACAAGGAGCCAUACCAACCAGCAGGAAAUGUCAGCUUUUCCAAGACGCAAGUACAGUCGGCACUCUCUGACAGUUUAUCUACAUUUUCAUCAUUUACAACUCAAGAUGAUCAAGAAUUUAGGAACGGGUUGGCAGUACUGGAUUCUAAUAUCUCCAGACUGCAAAGCAAUCUGAGAUCUGAAUGGUUACGAAAAUAAGAAGUAAAUAGCUGCACACAAUACUUUACAUUAACACCUGAACACAUGUUUGCAAUGUAAAACGCAAUCAUGUUUUAAUGCAGCAUAACAAAAUUUUUAUUAAGUAUAAUUACAGCAUGGCAGCAAUUGGUAUUCUUAAGCCAAUGUUUGUGUUUAUGAAUAAAGAUGUUUUUAUUUA
Messenger RNA from Petromyzon marinus (sea lamprey), 2059 nucleotides. Its product is annotated as coiled-coil domain-containing protein 14-like. The record is from RefSeq and is a predicted model, not a curated record. Gene Ontology annotation, biological process: protein localization to centrosome. NCBI's taxonomy places the organism in Eukaryota, Metazoa, Chordata, Hyperoartia, Petromyzontiformes, Petromyzontidae. Gene Ontology annotation, cellular component: centriolar satellite.